UUGAGAUUCACAUUAAAUUAUAUGUUUAAUCUAUUGUUCUAUGACGGAGUGUUUGAAAGUGGAAGUUGAAAAGUGAUGACAGAUUUGCUGCAAACAGAAAAGUUCAAGUGCAGUGUUAGUUCCGUGCUUAAUAAAAAUGUGAAGCAAAAUGGGAAGCAAUAUAUGUAUGACACUGAAGAAGACACAGCGUGGAGUUCUAAUGAGGGAACACCACAAUGGAUAAAUAUUCAAUUUGAAGAACUUCAGGCGAUGCAUGAGUUUGAAUUUCAAUUUCAAGGCGGAUUCGCUGGUAAACAUGGCAUUAUGACCGCAGAAUCUGCAGAUGGAAAUAAAUUAUGUGAAGAAACAUUUUAUCCUGACGAUGUGAACUCUGUACAAAAGUUUAAAUUAAAAAAUCCUAUUCUAAAUAAGGAAGUAUUGAAAAUUAAAUUUUUAUUUGCCUCAAGUACUGAUUUUUUCGGAAGAAUAAUUGUUUACAAAUUAAAGGUGUUUUAAAUAA
Teleopsis dalmanni is the source of this 499-nucleotide messenger RNA. RefSeq names its product nuclear receptor 2C2-associated protein. The record is from RefSeq and is a predicted model, not a curated record. Lineage: Eukaryota; Metazoa; Arthropoda; Insecta; Diptera; Diopsidae. The coding region runs from base 76 to 495 and encodes 139 amino acids. The transcript has 3 exons.